UGAUGUCGGAAAACGUGGCAAUAGAAAUAGCUGAGAAGAAACACGUUAUUCCAGCUGUAGGUUUUCAGGAGUUAGGCACAAGUGAAUGAUGCCUAAAGAAAAAAAGAAACGUGCCUCUGUCUGUUUGGCUGCAGUCCUGAUUCUGACAUGUCACUUGGCGCAAACAAUAGACUGCCUUCGACUAAAGAAAACAGAAAAACAAAAGCUGCAGGCAGAUGCAGAUGCUGUUUUCACCCCAGCGGGUGUUCAAGAGGGGCAAAUCGUGUUCGGAGACGUCCUACGGAAUGAGUCAUGGAGCACAGAUGGAACCGGGAAAGCCUCUUCUAACGCUACUGAAGAUGAAAAGGCUUAUCAAGCGGAUUCCACAGGCUGGUCCAGUGUAAACAAUGAUGAUGGCUCAAACAAAUGGAACCACUUGGGGACAUCUCUGCAUUGUUUAGGAGAUCAUAUGAAGUUCAGGUACCUCGGACCAGAAGCUUCUCACCUUACAGUGGAACAAGAGGAUAACUCGUAUCUACCCGUGUCCAUGGUCCCCCCAAAAUGUGGCUACAACAUGCAUGGUAACUCCAUGGUGUUUGUUAUGACGGUUCCAUAUGAUGGCUGCAAUGUAGUUAAACAGAGUGGAAGCUAUGUAUUGCCACUUAAUUGGAAUGGGAAUCCAGUGUCUCUGUUGUGUCCCACCCAUGCAACAGUAGCUGAGCCUCAGGCACCUCAGGAGCAGCACUGGCAUCAAAACCCCCAGGACCCCCAGGGGCAGCAUUGGCCUCAAAACCCCCAGGGGCAGCAUUGGCCUCAAAACCCCCAGGGGCAGCAUUGGCCUCAAAACCCCCAGGGGCAGCAUUGGCCUCAAAACCCCCAGGGGCCUCAGUGGCAGCACUGGCCCCCCAAACCCCAGGAGCCUCAGUGGCAGCACUGGCCCCCCAAACCCCAGGAGCCUCAGUGGCAGCACUGGCCCCCCAAACCCCAGGAGCCUCAGUGGCAGCACUGGCCCCCCAAACCCCAGGAGCCUCAGUGGCAGCACUGGCCCCCCAAACCCCAGGAGCCUCAGUGGCAGCACUGGCCCCCCAAACCCCAGGAGCCUCAGUGGCAGCACUGGCCCCAGGAGCCCCAGGAGCCGCAGAAGCCCCAGGAGCCGCAGAAGCCCCAGGAGCCGCAGAAGCCCCAGGAGCCGCAGAAGCCCCAGGAGCCGCAGAAGCCCCAGGAGCCGCAGAAGCCCCAGGAGCCGCAGAAGCCCCAGGAGCCGCAGAAGCUCCAGGAGCAUCAUUGGCAUCAUUGGCACCACAAGCCCCACUGGCCCCAUUGGCACCACUGGCCCCAUUGGCACCACUGGCCCCAUUGGCACCAUGAGCCUCAAAAACCCCAGGAGCCUCAAAAACCCCAGGAGCCUCAAAAACCCCAGGAGCCUCAGGAGCCUCAGGAGCAUCAUUGGCAUCACUGGCACCACAAGCACCACUGGCCCCACUGGCCCCACAAGCACCACUGGCCUCAAAAACCCCAGGAGCCUCAAAAACCCCAGGAGCCUCAAAAACCCCAGGAGCCUCAAAAACCCCAGGAGCCUCAUUGGCAUCACUGGCACCACAAGCACCACUGGCCCCAUUGGCGCCAUUGGCACCACAAGCCCCAUUGGCACCACGAGCCUCAAAAACCCCAGGAGCCUCAAAAACCCCAGGAGCCCCAGGAGCCUCAAAAGCAUCACUGGCACCACAAGCCCCAUGGCCAUCAUUGGCACCAUAAACACCUCUGGCAGCAUUUGCACCAUAAACCCCAGGAUCCCCAGGUUAAAAUUGUUCCAAGGGCAACCCAGGAUGCCCAGGUUCAAGCGGCCCCACAAGCAACCCAGGAUGCCCAGGUUCAAGUGGUCCUGCCAGCGCCCCAGGAUCCCCAGAUUCCGAUUUUGCCACCAGUUCAUCACCUGCCUCAGGCAAACCUCUUCCCACUGUUUCCUCAUUACUUCUCCUCGACUGAUCAUGCAACAAACCUGCCUGAAUUUCCAUAUUACCCCCCUUAUGUGCCACUUCCUUUUCUUCCACCAGCCACAACAGCUGAACCAUCUACCACUUCAGAACAAAAAGAUGUUACUUUUCCCCAAAUGCCUUUCCAGUCAUAUGUCCCAUGGACCUUUGGACCACACUAUCCAAACCCUUAUGAUCCUAAACUACAGCAUCCAUGGCCUCAUGUUUCUGAACCAAAGCCAACAGCGCCUCAACAUACAGAUGCCUAGGCUUCAGAUGCUCACUUGCCUUUUUAUCCACCUGAACACCUGCCUUUUGUUUGAGCCUAUAUAUGUUCCAACUAACCAAGGCUAGUCUGAAAGUGUUUGCAAUAAAUGUUUU
This is a messenger RNA of Melanotaenia boesemani (Boeseman's rainbowfish), 2333 nucleotides long. RefSeq names its product pollen-specific leucine-rich repeat extensin-like protein 1. Bases 86 to 2221 code for a protein of 711 amino acids. The transcript has 5 exons. The record is from RefSeq and is a predicted model, not a curated record. NCBI's taxonomy places the organism in Eukaryota, Metazoa, Chordata, Actinopteri, Atheriniformes, Melanotaeniidae.